CUAUAUAGUAAAUUCGUGGACAGUGGAGAUGCAAGGGAAACGGGGUUCAAAAGGCAGCGGUUGAUGGAUCAGGGGUCUUCGUAUUAUGGUACUCCUCCCGGUCCAAGUUAUAUGUACAAUGCUCCACCUCCACCACCUCCUGCAUAUUCUUACUAUCCCCCGCCAUUCCCAGUGGUUCGGCUUCGAGGCCUACCCUUUGAUUGCACGGAGGCUGAAAUUGUUGAUUUCUUCCAUGAUUUAGAUGUGGUAGAUGUCCUGUUUGUCCACAAGGGGGGCAAGUCCACUGGGGAAGCUUAUUGCGUUUUGGGUUAUCCUCUUCAAAUAGAUUUCGCCCUGCAGAGGAAUAGGGAAACUAUUGGUAGGAGAUAUGUUGAGGUUUUUCAAAGCAGAAAGGAUGAGUACUAUAAGGCCAUAGCAAAUGAAGUUUACGAUUCUCAGGGUGGUUCAUCUCGUCGUGGUGUUACCAGGGCUAGAUCUUUUGAUGAGAGGAAGGACAUGGGUGAACCUACAACUGUAUUACGAAUGAGGGGAUUGCCGUUUUCAGCUGGCAAGACUGACAUAAUAGAUUUCUUUAAGAAUGCUAUCUUGUCAAAAGACUCGAUUUAUAUUACCUAUAAUUUUGAUGGGAGGCCAACCGGAGAAGCUUUUGUUGAAUUCGCAAAUGUAGACGAAGCAAAAGCAGCACUAGCUAAGGAUAGGAUGACUCUUGGCAGUCGUUAUAUAGAGCUAUUUCCAGCAUCACUUGAUGAGUUGAAGGAAGCAACUUCAAGGGGCUGAUGAGCUAUUUUCCCAUAUUCUAUUUUGAUAUCGUUAUAACGUCACAUUAUGUAUGAAAUUUGUGUUUUAAUUUUAUAUUGAGUUUUGGGUUUUUUCUUUUUUUAACAGGAAACAAUGAUGGAAUUAGAAUUAGAUGUUGUUUCUUGGAUUUUUUUGCAAGAAAUUAUUGUUUUGGUUGUCUUUGAAAUCCACAGCUUAUUUGGUUUUUUCGUU
Molecule: messenger RNA, 990 nt
Organism: Olea europaea var. sylvestris
Lineage: Eukaryota; Viridiplantae; Streptophyta; Magnoliopsida; Lamiales; Oleaceae
Product: G-rich sequence factor 1-like
Exons: 2
Cellular component (GO): ribonucleoprotein complex
Molecular function (GO): RNA binding
Source: RefSeq, a predicted model, not a curated record